This is a messenger RNA of Acanthopagrus latus (yellowfin seabream), 1206 nucleotides long. It is a transcript of the gene batf3, whose product is annotated as basic leucine zipper transcription factor, ATF-like 3. The transcript is spliced from 4 exons. The record is from RefSeq and is a predicted model, not a curated record. NCBI's taxonomy places the organism in Eukaryota, Metazoa, Chordata, Actinopteri, Spariformes, Sparidae. Gene Ontology annotation, molecular function: RNA polymerase II cis-regulatory region sequence-specific DNA binding; DNA-binding transcription factor activity, RNA polymerase II-specific. Gene Ontology annotation, biological process: regulation of transcription by RNA polymerase II. Gene Ontology annotation, cellular component: nucleus. Bases 500 to 856 code for a protein of 118 amino acids.
CUGUACUUAUGUUCUGGUUAGGUUUAGGUAUAAAAACACCUGUUAGUGGUUAGCAACACAUCAUGGUUUAGGUUAAAAUAUCCAUUUUCCUCGGCAGCAUCACAGGUGGAGACAGUCCAGCCUCCUGCUGUGGGCAGCUUUACAGCAGCCAUGUUGGCUGUAAUAACGCCACUACUUUCCAUCUGCCCCCUGAUGUGAAAAUCAGCUAAAACAAUCAGAUCCACUGUCAGCCCGUGAAUACUGUGCUCACCUGUGGCCCCUCGGUCAUAUGACUUACAGUUUGCGAACUGCCCUCGCUGCUUCUUCUAAAACGGCAGCGAAAUUGAAAAAUGAAAAGGAAGCUGAAGUGAAACCGCCGCCGGUUUUCUGUCUGGUUUAUUUUAACCUCACUGGACUCGAUGCCUAGUCGACAAAUAACACUUUUUAUCAUCAGGCAGAGUCGGUGUGCAGGACACUCUCCCGUCGUUCUGAUUUUAAUGCACCCUUUGAAAACCCUGUGAUGUCAGACUGCGACUCUUCCUGCCAUGCUCAUCAGAAGGACCACCUCUGUGAAGGGUGUGAGGGCUCAGACGACGGAGACAGGAGGCUGAAGAGGCGAGAGAAGAACAGAGUUGCGGCCCAGAAAAGUCGAAAGAGACAAACACAGAGAGCUGACCUACUGCAUGAGGCCUGUGAGCUGUUGGAGCAGAGGAACAGGAAGCUGAAAAGAGAGGUAGACUCUCUGUCCGAGGAGCAGCAGCGGCUGACCGAAGCCCUCAGGGCCCACGAGCCUUUCUGUCCCAUCAUGCACUGCUCCUUCGCCUCCUCCACCUCGUCCGGCCUGCAGCCCGACAGCAUGGCCGCCCGCUCCGUCUGAGGAGAGAAGACAUGUUUCCAGCCCAACUUCUGAGGCUCCUCAUUGUGUAAAUGGACAAGUGCACCCCUAGGUGUCGCUGUUGACCAUGAUGAGCACCAAAGUGGCGAUGCAACAGGUGUUCUGUGCUGCUGAGCUGUAGUCACAGUGAAGAGCGCCCUCUGGUGGUAACACCUCGUACUCAGCAGCUCCUGUCCAUGAUGUGAAUACAGUGACAGAUUUUCCCACACUGCACAUCAGCAGAUUAGAUUCUCCCAUUAGCACAUUUAUUGUUGGUUUUCUCUGCUGUAUGUGUGCAUGACUUUCUAAUCGCACCUGUAACAAAGAACCAAAGAGAUAUUUUCCCAAAAAUA